Messenger RNA from Thecamonas trahens ATCC 50062, 1881 nucleotides. RefSeq names its product peptidase S13 D-Ala-D-Ala carboxypeptidase C. Gene Ontology annotation, molecular function: serine-type carboxypeptidase activity. Gene Ontology annotation, biological process: proteolysis; peptidoglycan metabolic process. NCBI's taxonomy places the organism in Eukaryota, Apusomonadida, Apusomonadidae. The coding region runs from base 1 to 1815 and encodes 604 amino acids. The transcript is spliced from 2 exons. The record is from RefSeq and is a predicted model, not a curated record.
AUGAUGAUGUUGAUCAUCUCGACUCGGCUUGCGCUUCCGCUUCCGCUUCCGCUUCCGUCUCCUUUCAAGCACGGUGCGGGCAUGAGUACUCGUCUCGCCACACCUGACUCGUUUUUCUCGACAGCGACCAUGGGCAAGGCAUUCUCGGUCGUUCUCGCCCUCACUGCCCUCGCCUGCUGCCUUGCUGGUGCAGGCCAGGCGAGCUUGAUUCCGGAGCUGGCCCAACAGCUGGAGGAGCUCGCAAUGUCGACGCCGACGUCUGUGGCUGCAUCGUGGGCGUAUGCUGUGGCGCGGGCGGAUGCGGCGAGCUCUGAUGACAUCCUGGUCUCGGCCAACGCUGGCCGGCUCUAUCCGCCUGCCUCCAACACUAAGAUCUUGACGCUUGCCACGGCGCUCCUCUCGGCAACGUCGCCAGAGAAGACUGCUCUCGAGACGCAGGUGUGGUGGUCGGCCGAUAGCGGACGCGUGUGCAUCAACGGCCGCGGCGAUCCGUCGAUGACCGCCGAUCGCCUGACUGGACUGGCAUCUGCAGCAGCUGACAAGCUGGGUGAGAGCAGUGUCACCUCGACCGCCGUCCACGUCUGGUCUGGCUACUACCCCGCCGUCGACGUCUUCCCGGCAACCUGGGAGCUCGAUGACUUUGUCUUUGACUACGGCUCGGGCAUCAACGGCGCCAUUGUGGACGAGAACAGGGUCACCUUUGCGCUCGCAGCCGGGCUUGCGGGCAGUACCAACAUCACCGUUGUCUACCCGCCGUCUGCCGCCUCAGCCAUGCCUGUUGACCUCUCUGGUCUUGUCAUUGGCCCCUCCUCGUCCUCGCCCAGCCUCUCUGCUCGCUACCUUCCUGGUCGCUCUGGCCUCGUCAUCACCGGCUCGGUCCCGGCAGGCAAGGAGACGCCCGUGAGUGGGUAUGUCACCGUCCGUGGUGACGAGCUCUUUGCCAACACCUUUGCCAUGGGCAUGAACUCGGCUGGUGUGACUGUUACCGACGUCACGCUCGUCUCGAGACCGUGCGGCUUGGCUACCGACGACACGGUCGUUGCCUCGACCGCCUCGGACGCGGUCACCAGCCUCGCUCAUCACUGCUUGCUCGUCUCAGACAACACGUACGCAGAGUCGUUUCUUCGCCUGGUUGGAAAUGAUGGCCUUGCGGCGAGCCGGCUUGAUGUCCCAACUCUGGCCGAUCUUCCGCGCUCAGCUGUCGCUGCUGGCCUGGCACGCGUUCAUGCCACGCUCGUCGGCCAGCUCGGUGUUCGAGCCGACUCGUUUGUGCAGGCCGAUGGCUCGGGCGUCUCUCGGCGGAACCUUAUUUCAGCUGAUGCGCUUGUGGGCACUCUCAUCGGCAUGGCUCGCCACGGCCCGGGCUACGGCAACGACUCCCUCGCGCCGCUACUUCCGGUGGCCGGCGAGAGCGGGACCCUCGCCUCGCGCUUUGUGGGCACGCCGGCCCAGGGCCGGGUCUCGGCCAAGACCGGCACGCUUACGGGCGUCUCGGCGCUCUCGGGCUACAUCAACCGCACAGGACUCGGCGGCGACGAGUCGCGGCUGGUCUUCUCGGUCAUCGUCACCGGCUACGCCGACCACGCGUCGUCGGCCCGGGCCAUCAUCGACAACAUGGUUCUCGCCAUGCUGGAGGUCAACACCUCUGGCCCGGCGCCAUCGCCUGCCCACAAGUCCAAGUCGCACGCAGCAACUGUGGCACUGGCGGUCGCCGCUGGCGUUGCUGGCCUCAUGAUUCUCAUCGCCGGCGGCGCGUGGUGGCUCCGCAGCCAUGGCGCCGGCCGCGGCCCCGAGGGCGAUGUCUUGCUCGGGUAGCGAGCUGUUCAUUUUACGGCAGAAACUCGUAGCCUUCUUGCCCAACAAAGCAAACAGGGAGGACGA